Phlebotomus papatasi is the source of this 1406-nucleotide messenger RNA. RefSeq names its product JNK1/MAPK8-associated membrane protein-like. Bases 346 to 1257 code for a protein of 303 amino acids. The record is from RefSeq and is a predicted model, not a curated record. Gene Ontology annotation, biological process: response to unfolded protein. Gene Ontology annotation, molecular function: ubiquitin protein ligase binding. Gene Ontology annotation, cellular component: membrane. Lineage: Eukaryota; Metazoa; Arthropoda; Insecta; Diptera; Psychodidae. The transcript has 4 exons.
UAUUUAACUUUAGCGACUUUAGCCUAGGAAUCCAGUUUGCUUCUGCAAUGUGUACACUUUUGUUGUCAAAUUCAUUCAUAUCGGUGUUUCUUGCUUUUGAAAACUAAAAGAAAAUCAAUAUUUCUUGUGAAAUAAAAAAUAAAUAAAUAUACAUUGGAUUGUUAAGUUAGACUUGGCAAGUUCACUUGCUAAAAUAAAAUCAGAUUUUAAUAUUCUGUGUAGAAGAAAGGAAUUAUGGAGUUUGUGUGACAAAUAAAUAAGUCUAUUUUAUCCUCGGUGCUUGUGAUAAUAGGAGCUAAAAAGGAAUAAUAAGGAAUCGCGUGUCUGUGGAAGGGUAAAAACAAGAUGAUGGAAAUAGAGAGGUGUCCGGGACUCUACUGUGGCCGAAUGUUCUUUGAAGAGAACAACACAUGGAGCAAUUGUGGAGCAUGUCCUCGGGGCUAUCGAGUAAAUGAGACUUUUGCUUGUGCCCUCUGCAAUGAGGAGCUCUCAAUGUACAAUUAUCUGUACUUGGGAUUCAUGGGUGCCCUACCACUGGUGAUGCAUUGGUUCUUUAUUGAUGUGGCAGCGAAGGAGAGGGGCUUCAGUCGGGGACAACUAAUUCUCCAUUUCAGUGCAUUUGUUGAAGUUGUCACGGCAGCUGUAAUCACUUUACUUUCCAUGGAGCCCGUGUGGCAACUUAAGAUCUAUUCCUGCCGCGUGAAUCGCCUCUCAGACUGGUACACCCUCUUCCACAAUCCUACCCCUCACUACGGCAAGAAGCUCCACUGUACCCAAGAAGCUGUCUAUCCACUGCAAACCAUGGUGUUACUCUUCUACUUUCUCUGCCUCAUCAACAUGAUGAUCCUCAGACCAUUACUCAAUAGAAAAUUUCUUAAGGCGGGAAAAUCAGCCGUCUACUGCGCCCUCUACUUCCUUCCGAUCCUCACUGUACUACACGCCGUUGCAGGAGGGCUCAUUUACUACGCAUUUCCAUACCUAAGCAUCGUAAUCUCAAUGAUUUCCAACGCAACGCAUUUCUCCAUCAAAUUGGAUCAAUCAAUGAAGUCACUAAUGAAAACAUCCCUCACAGAAAUGAAAAAUAUCGUGAUAAUAUUGGGUCAUUGGCUGUUGAUGGCUUAUGGAAUUCUUUCACUUCGCCAGCAUUAUGCAUUCUUGGCAUUUGUCCCCUUCCCAGCUAUAUUCUACAUUUUAACGGUCAAAUUCACUGAUCCAACAGAAUUCCGUGAUAAAGAUCGAUCAGAGAGAAAUAGCUGAAGUACAGUUGGGACUUUGGAGUAAAAUAGCGGAAAAUAAUUAUCUUAUCAUUUCUCCAAAGUUAAAAGCGAUUAACUAAAACAUAUAAAAAUAUGGAUAAUACUUGUGUAUAAAAUUAAUUUAUGAAUAAAUAUAUGAACGGAACAAAA